CUCAGUGACGAACAGCGCCCGGCCCAGUCAAAGCGAACUGUGUCGAACGGUGCGGGUGUGCAAACAGUAGUCCUAGGUGCUGCCAAGUGGUCGUAGGUCAUGUGCGUGCUGUGCUGAGUAAUUCCAUACCGAGGAGUGUCCUGACAGGAGCUUGGCUGUUCGGUGGGUGUUGCGGCUGAUUUAGGUGCAAUGUGAUUGCUCAGUCAUUUGACACAUAAAAGUACUAGUGAAAUUGUUCGUGCGUCGUCCAGUGUUAGCGGAAGAAGUUGAAUACAGUUUACAGGGCGAGCGGGAUAUUGAUGAAACAGUGAAGGAAAAAAAUAUUUUCUUGGUGCUGGCAGUGCAACUAGACGGAAGUAAAAUCAACUAUCGAUAGUCAAUCGAUUUGUGGAAACCACGAUUAACGAAGUGUGCGGGUGGCAUAGUGAGUGAAAUCCUGCUGGGAGGAUUGAAAUCGAUACCUUCAAAUCAUUAGGCAGAGGCGAGAUUUUCGCACUGAUCGUUGUUACUGCUGAAAGGCGGAAUUGCUUCUGUACAGUGGUGUCUGUGUAUUUGUGUUCGUCGAGGCAGAUGGGAAAAUAGCUGCACUGGAAGGAGCGAUUAGUGAAGCAUCUAGAUGUCGGCAGCGGCUGAAUGCCGCCGUAAACGCAGUGCGACGAGUCAAAAGACCGUGGGAAAAAAGCGAAAGGUAGAAUGAUGCCGCGCAACGACGCAUCCCAACGUUAUAAUUAGGAGAUUAUCAACACAUGUUUAUAUCUGUCAUUGAGCGGCAAAGCCGAGUUACAACACAGUGAAACAUCGAACCGGAGACCGAAUCAUGAAACCCCACGAAACCAACUGCCAGGAAGUUUCCGAACUGCUUCGGCUGUCACAGGUCCUCUAUCCGUUGAUCCUGUUAAGUGUGUAUGUAGAUUUUGUUGGCCAAGCCGAGGCCAGCGCUGCAGGCUCACCAGAAGCAUCAUCACAGAUCGGGAUCGGUUUCAAUUCACGCCAGGAAUUGAUCAAAAAAGAAGGAAUGUCAUUACAGCACUUUGGAAUCACAGCCCCACCGGCCGUCAACAGCAACGACAACGAGGCAGCAGGUCCUUCGGGUGGGAUAGCGGCUCCGUUUACCCUACCGCAGCUUCCACCGGUUCCCAAUGGUGACAAUAAGCCGUAUUUUGACGACGUCAGCCCGCGGAACGUAACGACCGUGGUGGACGACACGGCGAUCCUGAAAUGUCGCGUCAAGCACAAAGGCAACCGUACGGUCUCCUGGAUGCGUAAACGGGAUCUGCACAUUCUAACGUCCAGCACUCACACUUAUACCGGAGACCAGAGAUUUACCGUUCAUCACCCACCGGACGGCGAUGAUUGGGACUUGAAGAUUUCAUACGCCCAACCGCGGGACAGUGGCAUCUACGAGUGUCAAGUCAACACCGAGCCGAAGAUCAACCUGGCAGUUUUCCUUCACGUAACAGCAGCCGCCCGUGCAAAAAUUCUCGGCUCCCAGGAGGCCCACGUACGGAAGGGUAGCACCAUUUCGCUGUCCUGCGUGGUCAAUUUCCACGCAUCGUCAAUAACUUGGUAUCACGGCACAUCCAUCGUAAACUUCGACUCGGCCCGCGGUGGCAUCAGCCUGGAAACGGAGAAAACCGACGCCGGCACUAGCAGCCGGUUGUUGCUGACCAAAGCCACUGUGAGUGAUUCCGGCAAUUACACGUGCGUUCCGGCAGGCGCCAUCCCAGCUAGUGUCCAGGUCUACGUGCUGCAUGGUGAACAUCCUGCGGCCAUGCAAACAAGCGGACAGAUGGCAUUGCGGUUAGGAUCCGGCUCGAAGCCACUUUCGCUGGUGGUUGGUGGAAUGAUUGCAGUACUUGCUGUCUAUGGGUAUGCUCUGGAGCGAUUACAUGGCCCCGUGGGAAUAGCAGUGGUUAGUGAGACGGGAUCGGUCCGGUUCGGCAGGUGAUCUUGUACAUAAUCAAUACCGUUUCCGUAGAUGAAUGAUGAUGUAAAUUUUAAGAUGAAUAAAUUCAUGUUUUAAAAAUUGA
Molecule: messenger RNA, 2030 nt
Organism: Malaya genurostris
Lineage: Eukaryota; Metazoa; Arthropoda; Insecta; Diptera; Culicidae
Product: hemicentin-2-like
Exons: 7
Coding region: 818-1948 (376 amino acids)
Biological process (GO): synapse organization
Cellular component (GO): neuron projection membrane
Source: RefSeq, a predicted model, not a curated record